AUGGAGGCGGCGGAUAUGGAGGAUGCCUUCAACGUCGGCGCUGCGCCCGUUGCGGCAGCUGAACGCCUGGCUUUUGUGAAUGCCCGUCGGCGUAAAUGGCCACCCGCACAGAGCCAGGACUACGGCGACGGCAUCCCGAGCAACGCAACCGUGUUUAUACACACAUUUGGCUGCAGCCACAAUGUCAGUGACGGCGAAUACAUGGCGGGGCUUCUUGCGCAGGCCGGCUACCGUGUAACCGACGUCUUUAAUGGCGCCGAUGUGUAUCUCCUGAACUCUUGUACCGUCAAAAACCCGAGCGAAGAGCACUUCAUCAGCAUGAUGAAUCGCGUGCGUGCCACGGGUAAGCCACUUGUUGUCGCUGGAUGUGUGCCACAGGCGGACCCGAGAAACACACAGUGGGAUGAUGUGAGUGUUAUUGGUGUCCGCAACAUUGAUCGCGUUGGUGAAGUCAUUCAUGAAGCUCUGCAGGGCCACUGUGUGCGACUUAUUGGGGUGAAUGAACAUGCGAACAAUAAACAAGAUCCCAAUGAACUUCCACCGCUGGAUCUUCCAAAGAUCAGACGUAAUCGAUUUAUAGAAAUUAUUCCCAUUAGUGUUGGUUGCCUGAAUCAUUGCACAUAUUGUAAAACAAAGCAGGCUCGUGGAGAUUUGCGGAGUUGGCCCAUCGAGUCUAUCGUUUCGCGGGUUCGUUCUGUUCUGAAGGAGGGAGUAAAGGAAAUUCGUAUCACCUCCGAGGAUGUUGGGGCUUACGGCAUUGACAUUAACACGGAUAUUGUUUCUCUCUUGCGUGCCAUUGUAAAGGAAAUUCAAGGCACAGAAGUCAUGAUGCGUGUAGGAAUGAGCAACCCACCGUACCUCCUACGACACUUAGAUGAUUUCGCGGCGCUUCUUAGGCAUCCAAAUGUAUAUGAGUUUGUGCAUAUUCCCAUACAAUCUGGAUCCAAUCGUAUUUUGAACGCGAUGCAGCGGGAAUAUACUUUAGAAGAGUUCUACGAGUGUGUGCAUCGCAUACGCAGCGUUGUGCCAAAUGUGACGCUUGCCACGGACAUUAUUUGUGCCUUCCCAGGUGAAGGUGAGGCAGAGUGGCGUGAGACCAUGGAGCUCUGUGACCACGUCCGCUUUCCUGUUUUGAACAUUACCCGUUUUUACCCGCGUCGAAACACACCUGCGGCGUCAAUGAAGCAAAUCCCAACCGAUGUGGCAAAGCGGCGCACGUCUGAGCUCACGGAAUUUUUCAAUUCUUAUCGAACGCUUGACCAAAUGGUAGGCGAGGUGCAUUCCGUCGCUCUUCUGGAAACAGCACAUGACAAGCACCAUCUCGUUGGGCAUACAAAGGCCUACGUGCAGGUUCUUGUCGACCCUCAAGAAGCCAGAUUGGGGGAAACUGUCACUGUUGUCAUCAUGUCAACCACAAAGUACAGUGUGGUGGGCCGAGUGCUGCGCCGCCGCUGCGAACGACUUUUGGCGAAGUCAACAAUGACUGCUCGCCAAAUCAACUGGAACUCUCUGAGUGUCGUCGCCUGUUUUGUGUCCGCAUUUGCGGCGGCGACAGCCGUAGCGAUCCACAAAGUACAUGCAGGGCGGCGUUGA
Messenger RNA from Trypanosoma cruzi, 1593 nucleotides. RefSeq names its product tRNA modification enzyme, putative. The record is from RefSeq and is a predicted model, not a curated record. Gene Ontology annotation, cellular component: endoplasmic reticulum. The transcript has a single exon. NCBI's taxonomy places the organism in Eukaryota, Euglenozoa, Kinetoplastea, Trypanosomatida, Trypanosomatidae. Gene Ontology annotation, biological process: tRNA methylthiolation. Bases 1 to 1593 code for a protein of 530 amino acids. Gene Ontology annotation, molecular function: tRNA (N(6)-L-threonylcarbamoyladenosine(37)-C(2))-methylthiotransferase activity; 4 iron, 4 sulfur cluster binding.